GUAGAAAAAAUGUCCACCUUCCUUACGGUUGGCCUUCUCCUGCUCUUUGUGGUGGACUAUGGUUCCUCUGAGAACUCCAGCACUCCACGAGGAUGUGGACUGGAUCUCCUCCCUCAAUAUGCUGCCCUGUGUGAUCUGGAUGCCAUCUGGGGAAUUGUGAUUGAGGCUGUGGCCGGCGCGGGAGUCCUGACCACGCUGCUCCUCAAGUUGAUCCUGCUGGUGAGGCUGCCUUUCAUCAAAGGCAAGGAGAAGAGGAGCCCGUUGGGCCUCCAUUUCAUCUUCUUCUUUGGGACCUUGGCCCUGUUUGGCUUGGCCUUCGCCUACAUCAUCGAAGAAGACGAGACCAUCUGCUCCAUCCGCAGGUUCUCCUGGGGAGUCCUCUUCGCCGUCUGCUUCUCCUGCUUGCUCGCUCAAGCCUGGCGGCUCCGGAGGCUGGUCCGCCACGGCAAAAGCCCAUCGGGAUGGCAGCUGGCCGGGAUCGCCGUCUGCGUUGCGCUGGUCCAGGUCAUCAUUGCCUCCGAGUGGCUGAUACUGACGAUUGUGAGGGAGGGGAAGCCGGCCUGCCGCUACGAGCCCAUGGAUUUUGCCAUGGCUUCCAUUUACGUGAUGUUCUUGAUGGUGGUCACCUUGUCUUUCUCCUUCUUCACGUUGUGUGGGAAAUUUAAGAAGUGGAAGAAGAAUGGGGCGUGCCUGGUCGUCACCAGCUUCUUCUCCAUCCUCAUCUGGGUGGCUUGGCUGACUAUGUACCUGUACGGUAACAAGGAACUGGGGAGAAGAGAUCAGUGGAAGGAUCCCACCCUCGCAGUGGCUCUGGUAGCCAACGGCUGGGUCUUCCUGAUCUUCUACGCCAUCCCAGAGGUCCACUGUGCCAUCCUGCCGUCUCAGCAAGAGAACACACCCAACUACUUCGACACCACGCAGCCACGGAUGCGCGAAACGGCUUUUGAGGAUGACCUCCAGCUUCCCCGGAGCUACAUGGAGAAUAAAGCUUUUUCGAUGGAUGAACAUAAUGCAGCGUUACGGACGGCAGGAUUUCGCAACGGCAGCUUAGGAAGCCGUGCAAGCGCUCCCUUCCGAAGCAACGUCUACCAGCCCACCGAGAUGGCGGUUGUCUUGAACGGUGGGACUAUUCCAACCGCGCCACCGAGUUACACUGGAAGACACCUUUGGUGAAAAGCUUAGAGGCCAUAGAGGAAGAGAGACAGACAGACAGACAGAAUCCAUUAACAAAAUAUUGAUUGCCCACCCCCUCUACCUCCCCCCCAAAAGUGUGUGUGUUUUUGUCAGAGGGAGGAAAUCCAUCGGGGAGGCUUGUGCAAAGUCCUAGAAACUGAUAGCUCGGAGUUCUUGUCUCCUUUUUUUUUUUUUUUUAAUAAAAUGAAUAAAUGGAACAAAAAAAGAAAAAGAAAAAACAUGAGCACUGUCAAAUCGAUAAGCUAACUACCAGGAACCUCCACGGUGCAAUAAGAAGCUGACCGAUUUUAAACAGUAAACCUAGGCACAUGUCUUCUUCUUUUUAAAAUAGAAAAGGGAGAGUGGGGGGGAGAAAAGGGCUCAAGUAGCCAAAAUCACAAGGAAGUUUGAGAAAGCGUGAAGGCUUUGGAAGGGGCUAAACUAAAGGUUUUUAAUUCAGGUAAUCGUGCUUCGUGUGUGAUUUGUCCACACAAGGGGGACUUUUGACUUUUUUUGCUACUCUUUAAACAGCAUUCAUGUGUGUGUGGGAGGGGGGAGAGAAAUUUAGAUCAGGGAUGGUCUCCAAAUUCCACAACUUUUAAGACUGGUGGACUUCCACUCCCAGAAUGCUGGAUGAGGCAUUCUGGGAAUUGGAGUCCACCCAUCU
Messenger RNA from Thamnophis sirtalis, 1840 nucleotides. Lineage: Eukaryota; Metazoa; Chordata; Lepidosauria; Squamata; Natricidae. The record is from RefSeq and is a predicted model, not a curated record.